Molecule: messenger RNA, 3973 nt
Organism: Petromyzon marinus (sea lamprey)
Lineage: Eukaryota; Metazoa; Chordata; Hyperoartia; Petromyzontiformes; Petromyzontidae
Gene: FOXRED1
Product: FAD dependent oxidoreductase domain containing 1
Biological process (GO): mitochondrial respiratory chain complex I assembly
Cellular component (GO): cytoplasm
Source: RefSeq, a predicted model, not a curated record
UCCUCUGAAUGACAUCACUCGCAAAUACCUAUCCGGUGGUCAAGAUUGCAAUUGUUCUUUUAUUUAAAGCUGGCUUAAACGAUGUUAACUACCGUUUGUUUGCGCGGAAGCGUGUUGAAAUUGUAUGAUAAAAUGUGUAAGAAAAAAAUCGAAUCUGAAUCGCGCUGUGCAAUUGCGAUUCGAUUAACGAUUCCGAGGCCUGUCCUGUACAGUAACACACAUGGCCGUGCACGCGCGUGUUGGUAUUGUACUGUAAGUGAAACACACGUGUUGUGUUCUACUGUCAGUGAAACACACGUGUUGUGUUGUACUGUCAGUGAAACACAACACGUGUUGUGUUGUACUGUCAGUGAAACACGUGUUGGUAUUGUACUGUCAGUGAAACACGUGUUGUGUUGGACUGUCAGUGAAACACACGUGUUGUAUUGUACUGUAAGUGAAACACGCGUGUUGUGUUGUACUGUCAGUGAAACACACGUGUUGUACUGUAAGUGAAACACGUGUUGUGUUGUACUGUAAGUGAAACACACGUGUUAUUGUACUGUCAGUGAAACACACGUGUUGUACUGUCAGUGAAACACACGUGUUGUGUUGUACUGUCAGUGAAACACGUGUUGUGUUGUACUGUCAGUGAAACACGUGUUGGUAUUGUACUGUCAGUGAAACACACGUGUUGUGUUGUACUGUCAGUGAAACACGUGUUGGUAUUGUACUGUCAGUGAAACACACGUGUUGUGUUGUACUGUCAGUGAAACACACGUGUUGUGUUGUACUGUCAGUGAAACACACGUGUUGUGUUGUACUGUCAGUGAAACACGUGUUGGUAUUGUACUCAGUGAAACACACGUUGUGUUGUACUGUCAGUGAAACACACGUGUUGUGUUGUACUGUCAGUGAAACACGUGUUGGUAUUGUACUCAGUGAAACACACGUGUUGUGUUGUACUGUCAGUGAAACACACGUGUUGUGUAGCGCUGUCAGUGAAACACACGUGUUGUGUUGUACUGUCAGUGAAACACACGUGUUGUGUUGUACUGUCAGUGAAACACACGUGUUGUGUUGUACUGUCAGUGAAACACGUGUUGGUAUUGUACUCAGUGAAACACACGUGUUGUGUUGUACUGUCAGUGAAACACACGUGUUGUGUAGCGCUGUCAGUGAAACACACGUGUUGUGUUGUACUGUCAGUGAAACACACGUGUUGUGUUGUACUGUCAGUGAAACACACGUGUUGUGUUGUACUGUCAGUGAAACACACGUGUUGUGUUGUACUGUCAGUGAAACGCACGUGUUGGUAUUGUACUCAGUGAAACACACGUGUUGUGUUGUACUGUCAGUGAAACACGCGUGUUGGUGUCGCGCUGUCAGGAGUAGUGUACAACUAAAUUACAUCACGGCCGCAACAAGCUCGCGAACAACGGCAGGCGGCACAGCAGCAACCAUCACCAACCUCACAAGUUGCAACAACAACAACAAAAAAUAAAUAUAACACAACCAGCGCGCUCCAAUACGUCAAUAGUUUACACGGAUACGUUAAUGGGUAACGCUUUGUAACGCGCUUCACUGCGAUAUCCACAUCCACGCAUCGACAAGAAGGAACUCUCCACGACACCGCCAUGAGCUGGGCCAUCGCGGUCGCCGCUUCGAGCGCGGUGCGCGCCACCGCCCGACCCGCCACCCCCUUCGGCCGCCUCCUGCUGCCGGGCAGCGUGGCCCCGAAGCCGGCGGGGCGGCUAGGCGAGACCGUGGUCUCCUCCCCUUCUCCUCCUCCGCUCGCGGGUCCAGUGUGCCGCCUCAGCUCGUGGCGACGGACCCCCGCCGGCGUUGGCGAUGCCUGGGACAGCGUCCGCACCAAGGUGGCGGCCCUGCUGCCCGAGGGCGACGUGCCGACCGUGUGCGGCGACGCGAACCUGCCCGAGCUGCCCCCCGAGGAGACGGACGUGGUGGUGGUGGGCGGCGGCGUCAUGGGCUGGUCCACGGCCUACUGGCUGGCGCGCAAGGGCACCACGCUGCGCAAGCGCCAGCGCGUCCUGCUCGUGGAGAAAGACCCCCAGUACAAGCGUGCGUCGUCCGUGCUUGCUGUGGGUGGCAUUCGGCAGCAGUUCAGCCUCCCCGAAAACAUCCACAUGUCCAUGUACGGGGCUUUCUUUCUGCGCAACAUCAAGGACCACCUGACCAUUCCGGGUGAGGACCCCCCCGAGGUGUUCUUCAACCCAUCCGGAUACCUCAUGCUGGCCAGCGAAAAGGAGGCAGCGGCCAUGGAGGAGAAACACCGCAAUCUGCUGAGAGAGAAAUGCAAGGUGGAUCUCCUCUCACCUACCCAGCUUAAGACCAAGUUCCCCUGGAUCAACACAGAGGGAAUCGCCUUGGCUACAUAUGGGCUGGAGAACGAGGGCUGGUUCGACCCCUGGGCUCUGCUGCAGGCGCUGCGCAGGAAAGCGCUCUCCAUGGGCGUCUACUACUACAGCGGCGAGGUCACCGGGUUUAAGUUCUCCAAUUGGAUGGGAAGCAGCAGCAAUCCGAUCAUUCACAAGGUCUAUGUGAUGGCGCCCCACAGCCGCGUGUACCAGCCUGUGGACUGCUCGAUGGUGGUGAACGCGACGGGCGCUUGGAUGGGCCAGGUGGCGCGCAUGGCCGCCCUGGGCUCGGGCGCGCAGGGCCUGGGCGCGUACGGCCGUGUGACCCACACCCUGCCAGACACGCGGCCCGAGUUCGGCCCCCUGCUCCCGCAGCUGCCCAUCGGGCCUAGAAAAAGGUACGUGUACGUGUUCCACUGCCCCGAUGGGCCGGGCUUGGACUGUCCCCUCGUUGUGGACCCAAGCGGGGCCUACUUCAGGAGGGAGGGCAUCACAGGCAACUACAUCGGGGGCAUGUCUCCUCCACCGGACGAGGAGCCGAGCGUGGACAACCUGGACGUGGACUACGACUACUUCCAGGAGAAGGUGUGGCCCCUCCUGGCACACCGUGUGCCGGCAUUCCAGUCACUCAAGGUGCGCAGCGCGUGGGCCGGAUAUUACGAGCACAACGAGUUUGACUCAAACGGGGUGAUCGGCUUCCUGCCCGAGGUGCCCAACCUGUUGCACGUGGGCGGCUUCAGCGGGCACGGGCUGCAGCACGCGGCUGCCGCGGGGCGCGCCGCCGCCGAGAUCCUCGCCGACGGGGAGCUCACCACGCUCGACCUGCGCCGUCUCGCGCCCAUGCGCAUCCUAGACGGCGAGCCGCUGCUCGAGGACUAUAUCGUGUGACGCCCGCUAGAGGGGGGGGGGGGAGGGUGGGCACCAGCGGUGUGAGGCUUGAGUGGGGUCUUUCGGAGGGCUUGGAUAGGAAUAGGAUACAUUUGGCGGGCCGCCACACGUGAACUCGCACCUUAACCACUUGUAUAACGGAAAGAUGGAUGGCGGGGGGGGCGGCGGCCUUUCCCUUAUGGCCGAAUAGGGCUUCGAGGGACGCGCGAUGACAAGUUCCUUGCCCACUCAUAAAUGCCAUUUGAUCAUUGCUUGAGCGCUGACGUGGCCCUGGGUUAAUAGGAAUAGAUUUGGAAUGUUAUCAAAAGUGCAUUCACCCAUGGUAGAUCUUGCCUUUACGUUGUUUUUAUGCCCCCGAACUGUACUUAAAUUGCAUUUGAUUUGUGUUGUUCAAAUCCAGAUUUACUGUGUUGAUAUCAAUUCAUUUCAUAUACGACAAUGGGAGAUUGAUUCUAGCCUUGCCUUGUCCUCAUGGCUCGUGUCAUUUAUUUUGCCUCGUUACCCUCUGAGAGCUUUGAUUACAACGAUGUGUUUCUUGUGCAAACUCAUUGGUGCUUGUCUUCCAUGGCCUUGGAUAUUUGCCCUGUAAUUUGUGUGAUCCUGACAGGUCUGCUGCUAUAGACACACCGGGACAAGAUUUUCCCCCAAAAUUAUUAUUGAUGCAAUUGAUUUUACAUUGUGAGAGAGAGUGUUGAAGGAUAAAUAAAUUGGAAAUACAAGGUGUGUGA